Messenger RNA from Bactrocera tryoni, 855 nucleotides. RefSeq names its product glutathione S-transferase 1-like. Bases 1 to 702 code for a protein of 233 amino acids. Gene Ontology annotation, molecular function: glutathione transferase activity. The transcript has 6 exons. Gene Ontology annotation, biological process: glutathione metabolic process. The record is from RefSeq and is a predicted model, not a curated record. NCBI's taxonomy places the organism in Eukaryota, Metazoa, Arthropoda, Insecta, Diptera, Tephritidae.
AUGUCCAAGCCAAAAUUGUAUUAUUCACUAUUUAGCCCGCCGGCCCGGGCUUGUAUGCUAACCGCCGAGUUAAUUGGACUCGAUUUGGAAUUGAUGUUAGUGAAUAUGGCGGCGAAACAGCAUCUAACACCGGAAUAUCUGGCGCUAAAUCCGCAGCAUCAAAUACCUGUGUUCGUGGAAGAGGACAAUGAGGUCUUCAUAGAUAGCCAUGCGAUUAUGGCUUACAUGAUAUCUAAAUAUGGCAAAAACGAUGAAAUGUAUCCCAAGGAUUUAAAGAAGCGUGCACGCGUCGAUCAUAUGCUUCAUUUUGAAAAUGGCGUACUUUUUCAAGUAAUCAAAGAUAUGGUGCGUCGCAAUAUCUACGGAGGCGAAGGCGAAUUUAACAAGAUAACUCUAGAUCUCUGCGACAAUGCUUAUACUUUUCUGGAGGCCUUCCUUGGUAAAAGUAAUUUCUUUGCUAACAGCGAAACACUCACCAUUGCCGAUGUCUCCAUCAAUACGACGCUAGUUUCGCUCGAUAUGCUCAUACCAGUCGAGAAGAAUCGAUUCCCGCGACUUCAAGCUUGGAUGGAGCGCAUGAAAGUUUUGUUGCCCUCAUAUGAAGAGGUGAAUCUUAAAGGUGCGAAGGUGCUGUGCGACCGCAUAAGGAAUUGCAUGCGAGAGAACAAAGUCAAAACGGAGAGCAAUACUGAAUAUGACUAGACAUUUGUACAUACAUACAUAUAUGCAUACGUUAUGUAUAAGUGUUCACUUAUAAAUUAAUAUUAUGCCCCACUCGAAUUUAUUGUUCAACUCUUCUUCUAAAUAUAUAUUAAUAAAUAUUUAUUUUUGUAGUUAAAUACAUAUAUAAAGUAA